AUGUACCCGGACCUCCAUGACCGCGUCAUCGAAUCCCUUUCCUCCAUAUCGCCCCCCAUUUUGCCGAAAUGGGACUUCCACCCCGAAGACACUGACGCCGGGACCAAGCAAGAUUACGACACCCGCAUCAUGGGCGAUUUCACGUGCCCCAACAAAGCCUGCAAAAAGCACGGUUGGGGAAGCAAAAAGAUAGCAAUUGUCAUUCGAGAAUACCCCGGCCGCUGGUACAAUGCCGUGGUGUAUGGGCAGCGGUGCAAAUCGUGUGAUACACUGGGAAUUAUUAGGCUGGAUGAGCAGAGCUAUGUGGAGAGGGUGGUGUAUCGGUUGAAAAAAUGGUCGGGGAUGAAAAUGGGGGGGGAAGGUUUUAGGCGACAGAAGGGGCCGGACCAUGAACACGAGUUUUGUGAGGGAUGUAAGGCGGGGAGAUGUAGCUGGGGCAAUGAUAUGGAUUAA
Messenger RNA from Dichotomopilus funicola, 453 nucleotides. Its product is annotated as zinc-binding domain-containing protein. The record is from RefSeq and is a predicted model, not a curated record. Lineage: Eukaryota; Fungi; Ascomycota; Sordariomycetes; Sordariales; Chaetomiaceae. The transcript has a single exon. The coding region runs from base 1 to 453 and encodes 150 amino acids.